Messenger RNA from Schistosoma mattheei, 699 nucleotides. NCBI's taxonomy places the organism in Eukaryota, Metazoa, Platyhelminthes, Trematoda, Strigeidida, Schistosomatidae. The record is from the annotation of a GenBank genome assembly.
GAUACUAAGGAAUUUAUUGUACAUAGCUUAGCUGAAAAGCGUUUACAAGCUAGAGUUGGUGAUUAUUAUGAAUGUGUUUCAGAGACUCAAUUUGUUUUUGAUACAGAAAAUAGUACAGUAGUUAAUUCGAAUAAUAAUUACAAUAAAUCACAUAACGACAAAUGGAAUAUUAUAAUGAGUUUACAAAGUGUACGCUCUCAAGCAUUUGCUGACGUCAAUGUACCAGAAUUUACUGGAGCAAAUGUUGUGUGUGCUGGUGAUAUCUCACAUGAUAUGAGUCUAUCUAUUGCAAUUGGUUUAUCAUUGUGCAGUUUAGUUAUUUGUGUACUAUUCGGUUUAGCAAUUAAUCAAUUAAGACAAAAAGAUGAAGUCUUUAAACCUGUGGAUACAACAGGAGAUGACCAAAAGUCAUGAAAAUAUAACGAUGAUUAUGAACAAUGUUCUCAAAUUGCAAACAUUUAGCAUUAUUAUCACAUUCAUGACUUACAUUACUCAUUUUUAAGUUCACCAUUAUUCAUUAUAUCAGUCACCUAAACCAGAUCAGUAAAAAUUUUGUGACGGAAGACGGGCGAUAGUCUAUGCAUUUUUUCACAUUUAAUUAUUUCUAUUUUAAUUUUGGAAUAAAUACUACUUAUAGAAUUCCUACCGUCCAUGUUUUUCUUCAAGAACUUAUUAAGUAAAAGAUGACAAUCCAGUAAA